GCAAAGAGCUGCAUCAACUUUUGUCUCACGUAACGAAAGUAAGAUUUUUUUGCAACCACCAUAGUUUCGUUCCUCUAACUACCGUUCCGGCCACCAAACCUCAUCAGAAGACCCGCAGUUGAACAUUCAUGACGCUUCACUUCACUAUGCACAAAUUAAUUCACUACUAAUUCCAUCGCACCACUCUUCCUUUCCUCUCUACCACAAUGCCGGACUCUCACUCCAUCGCCCCGCCACCGCCGGAAGAAACGGCGUCCGCCAGCUCUCAGACGCCGCCGCCCCGUCCACGCCAGGCGGAGCGUUCGCGCGCCACUUCCAGCAGAGGCGACUGGAGUUUCGGCGGUGGCUCCGCCGCCGCUGUCAGAGACGAAACUUGUUCCUGCUUCGCCGUGGUCUUCAGCUUUUGGUUAUUCGUGUCGAUGACUAUGAUACUGGGGGUUUAUGGGUCGAUGACGAUCGUGCUUGGUCCAACAUCUUCGAUAGUUUUCCAACCAAGUUCCCUGUUCGUGAAAUCUGUGAAGGUAGAAAAUUUGAUGGGAAAGCAUGGAGCCUGGCCCAUUCUUUAUGGUACGUAUGGGUAUCCAGCACUUGAUGUUUUUAGCAGUUGGGGUGAGACUCUUAAUGUGUCUCUUCCCUCUGGCGCAGAAAAGGAAUGGAAACUUUAUCUAAACAGAGGGAGUGCAAUAAAUAUUUCGUAUCACGUUAGUUCUAGGACCUCUUCUGUUUUCCUUAUAGUUGCGCAGGGGACGGAGACCUUCACUCGGUGGCUGGAGAACCCAACAGAACCUAACACAACUCUGUCAUGGAAUGUGAUUCAUGGAAGUGGUAUGAUUACCCAGGAAAUAUUCCAAUCGUCGAGCUAUUACGUAGCAUUGGGUAAUUUGGAUGAGGAUGUGAAGGUGACAUUAAACCUCAGUGUAAUAUCCACUUUGCAUAAUACAACAAAUGCUUACUACAGAUGUGCUCUUAUCAACACUCCAUGCGCUUUAGAUAUUUUCUUUCUUGAUGGAAGUGCAGCUGUUUUAGUUACUCCUGCUCCACAACAGAAUGCAUCCAAUGAAUGGUAUAUCAAACUGUCCUAUGGACCAAGAUGGGUAACCUAUAUUUUUGGCAUCGGAGGAUUGACUAUGCUUGUGUUUUGGUCAUUCAACUUAUUGAACAAACUUCAGUCUGCUCAUGAAGGUGGAGCAGGACAUAGAAGUGGGGGAACAGAACCUCAGAGAGCACCUCUGCUUUCUCACAAAGAUGAUGAUCUUUCAAGUUGGGGUUCAUCAUAUGAUUCCUUGCCACAAGACGAGGAAGAUCUUGACUUUCUUCCAGGAGACCCCAUUGGUGAGAAGCUUUCUGGUGAUGGUCAAACCAGUAACAGUACACGGCGUCUUUGUGCUAUUUGCUUUGAUGCUCCAAGGGACUGCUUCUUUCUUCCGUGUGGCCACUGUGUGGCAUGUUUUGCUUGUGGAACCAGGAUAGCUGAGGCAUCUGGUACUUGCCCUGUUUGUCGUAGGAACAUGAAGAAGGUUAGGAAGAUUUUCACGGUUUGAUGAUGUAGAGAUUACAUGAGUAGACACAAAAAGAUGUACUCGACUACACAUUACUUUCUUGGCAAUCAUUAAGAAUGAGGAAGCAAAUGGUGGCUGCUGGUGAGGAUCAUAUCAGCCAUUGCACUGCCUCUAGUGCAGUAGCCGCUUGAUGAUUGCCACCAGAAUCAUCCAUUCAUGUAUUCAAUUACUGAUUAUUGUAUUGCCAAUCAUUAACAAUUAUCUACUUUAUGGUGCUGCUGGUGAGGAUGGUAUUGGCCAUUGCAGCAAAACCUAAGAAGGUAUGGCUAUAUUUCAAACAAUUUUGCUCUACAUUAUCCUCAUCCUUAAGUGUGUUUGCUUUAAUGGUGAAGUAAAAAGAAAAAGAGUGUUUCU
Molecule: messenger RNA, 1913 nt
Organism: Vigna radiata var. radiata (mung bean)
Lineage: Eukaryota; Viridiplantae; Streptophyta; Magnoliopsida; Fabales; Fabaceae
Exons: 10
Coding region: 207-1541 (444 amino acids)
Source: RefSeq, a predicted model, not a curated record